Cylindrotheca closterium is the source of this 1113-nucleotide messenger RNA. The record is from the annotation of a GenBank genome assembly. Lineage: Eukaryota; Bacillariophyta; Bacillariophyceae; Bacillariales; Bacillariaceae.
AUGUCCACAGUAUGGAUACCCCGUCGAUACAUUGUGACCUGGCUUCUAUUGUUCACCCAAAUAUCAGCUUUCUCAGCCAACAACAAUGACAACAAUCAAAAUGGAGAUAACAACGCCAAGGAAGUCAUUGAAGUCGAGGAAGCUCCCGAGUCCAUUUCACGACGAAAUCUUCUUACUUGGCCCAUUGGAAUAGGCGGUGCAGUAGUUUAUGGUAAGCUGUUGUCAAGCUCACUCGAGAAGUUAUCCCGUGGAGAUUCGGUGUUUCCAGACGACCAUGAGCGACGGGUCCGAAUGGUCCUCUCCACAUCCCUUCAAGCGAGUGCUCAAGGCCUAAUGAUGACCAACCACAGAAUCAUCGCCAACGACCAAUCACCACUAGCAGACGCACCGCCAUCACCGUCAUCGCCUCGUCCAUUUCGAGUGCUAGAAGUUGGAAUUGGCAAUGAAUGGAGACUGGCACGACGUGGUUUGUACGGAGAUGGACUCCAAGAAUUGAGACGAAUGGGAAUUCGCGAUUUGGAUGUCACUGGGGUGGAUUUGGUCACUCCCAAAGAAGCCGUUUUGAAGCAAGCGCGCGACAAGAUGCAAGCACUGGUAGCCGCGACGGGUGAAGUAGGAGAGCAGCCAGCGCUCCGUGUCAACUUGCACGCCAUCAAAGGCAGCAUCACGGCCAAACUGAAUGACUAUCCGAAUGGCUACUUUGAUGCUGUCAUUUGUUCCUUGACCUUGUGCAGCGUGGACGAUCAGACAGCAGCCUUGGCAGAGAUUCAUCGGUUGAUGCGUUCCUCGGGUGGUACCUUUGGCUAUCUGGAGCAUGUAGCAGUUGAUGAUGAUGAACCGUAUAGUUUCUUGGAGGUCCAACAAAAGGUACUAGACCCACUGCAACAAGCCUUGGCAGACAAUUGUCAUUUGCAUCGGUAUACAGAUGAAACUAUAGCGGAAGAGUUCCGAUUACCACAAGACAAUGACAAUGACAAUGACAAUGACAAUGCGAGCCAAUUAUUGACGUCUUCAUCAUCAUCUUCGUCCUAUCUUUUGCACGAACGGUUUCUGGUGGAUGGCAUGUGGCCAAUCUCCUGCCAAUGCUGUGGUGUGAUUCAGCAAAGAAUGUGA